GUGCGGGACCAGGUGACACCGAUUCUCCUCGAGUUGUGUGAUCAAGAAAGCCUUCGUGAUAUUGUAACAGAAGCUGCUGUCAAGUAUCUUAAAUACCUUUACCUAGAAGUGCCACCUGAGUCCCUGUGCACACACAAUUUAGGCAGACCUCAUCAACCCAGUGAAUGGACAGAAACAACAGUUAAAGCUUGUUUAUACCUAUAUCUUGCUUUACUUCCCCUUAAUCAGUCUCUGAUUCAUGACCUAGCCCAGGUGUAUGUGAAGACUGUGAAUGAGGCAAAGCGUUCUAUCCUGAGAUUACUAGAGGGCCCAAUCAGACAUAUGGGUAUGGACUCCCCCCAAUUGUUAACACUUGUAGAGACUUGUCCAAAAGGUGGUGAAACGCUCAUCACUAGAAUCAUCCACAUUCUCACAGAAAAAGCUCCUCCGAGUGAGGCCCUGGUGUGCAGAGUCCGUGAACUGUAUAAUCGGCGUGUUUCUGAUGUCCGGUUUCUUAUCCCUGUUUUGACGGGUCUUAGUAAAAAGGAGGUGAUUGCUGUCCUUCCCAAACUUAUUAAACUUAAUCCCCAUGUUGUGAAAGAGGUAUUUAACAGACUGUGGGGUGUGACAUUAGAUACAGGAGCUUCUCCAUUAACCCCUGUUGAUUUGUUGGUGUCCCUUCACCUCAUUGAAAGCAACAAGUGUGAUGUAAAGACUGUUAUCAAAGCAACUGGAUUGUGUUUUGCUGAACGUAGUAUCUACACAGCUGAGGUGCUGGCAUUUGUUCUGCAGCAACUGAUGGAACAACCAAGCUUACCCACAUUGUUUAUGCGAACUGUUAUUCAGACCCUCACACAUUACCCAAAGUUGUUGGGUUUCAUAAUGAACAUUUUGCAGCGACUCAUUUCACGACAGGUUUGGAAGCAGCGUAAAGUGUGGGAAGGUUUCAUCAAAUGCUGUCAGCGUGCUGGUACACAGAGUUUCACAGUACUGCUCCAGUUGCCUCCAGCUCAGCUUGCAGAUGUCUUCACAAGUGCCCCUGACCUCCAUACAAAACUAAUUUCACAUAUAGCAACUUUAACUGAAAAUCAGAGAGCUCAUUUACCAGCUAACUUGUUGGAAGUGAUUGAAGGUCAUAGUGCAUCUGAGCAGUCCUGUUCUAUACCAAGUGAGCCUUCAUCAGCACCACAAGAGGUUUGAGCAAAGGAAAACUGUAUGAGCUUGAGAUAAAAAGGAAAUAAUGUAUCAUUCAAUUGCCUCGAAGUGAAUUUUGCCCAGUCUCAUUCAAGAUCUUCAGUUUUUUACAAUAUUUAUAAAGAAUUACAACCUUCGUACGUGAAUCAGCACACAAAAUCAAACUUCUUUUGUAAUCUCAGCCCAAGUUUAAACUGAUGGUAAGUACAAAUACAUUCCUCAGAGAAACAGUAACAUGUUCAGUAGUGCAGCAUUACUGGAUUUCAACGACUUUAUUACCAGUAUCAUAAUAGUAUUUCUACCACAAAUCUAACAAAUAUCUAAAUUGCCUUCUGUUUUAUAUCAAUUCCACAAAUCAAGGAAUCUUGUCCGUGAAAAUUCCAGUACAGUACAGUAAGUCAUUUGAAAAUAAACCUGAUAAAUCCACAUUGUGCAGAGGUUGUUGCUCUUAUAUGAUGACUAUAUUUUUUCUUGUCACUAUUCCAACCAAAUGUUCAUAGGUUAUCUUCUUUUUUAAGAGGAACUUUUUGUAUUAAAUGUAAUCUCAUUUGGUAACACUGUACAGCAGAAUUUGUGAACAUUUAAUUGUAUUUACAUUGAAAAAUUAUGAUAAUUUGGAUAAAUA
This is a messenger RNA of Homarus americanus (American lobster), 1798 nucleotides long. RefSeq names its product symplekin-like. The record is from RefSeq and is a predicted model, not a curated record. Lineage: Eukaryota; Metazoa; Arthropoda; Malacostraca; Decapoda; Nephropidae. Gene Ontology annotation, cellular component: mRNA cleavage and polyadenylation specificity factor complex.